UAGCAGUGGUGCGUUCAGCUCUGCUCCAUUUCAGUAGCUGGGUGUCUGUCGUCUCCACUUUGACCUUUUAGCUCCGAUCAACAAAGAUGGGAUGGCGUUGAUUUAAAGCCUUUUUCGGUAUUCGGUUCUGCGCUUCGCGGAACCCCGAAGCUCAUAAUUUACACCCCCGCUGAUCGUCGCUGUGCUGGAAACAAAUAACGAUCAACAGACUACAUGUCUCAGAACCCCCUGUAACAACCAGUGACGACUGCCCUGUCUUGGUUUCCAGUCUACUGCUAUCCAGCUGGUUGAAUGAGUCCCGAACCACUUCAGUUUUGUGAGCAGUGAUUGGGCAUUGAGCCAGAUCAGGCAGCCAACUGGGAGCCAAGCGAGUCAUCAUGGGGGAUGUGGACCCAGAUACCUUGCUGGAGUGGCUGCAGAUGGGUCAGGGCGACGAGCGUGACAUGCAGCUCAUCGCACUGGAGCAGCUCUGCAUGCUGCUGCUCAUGUCAGACAACGUCGACCGCUGCUUUGAAACGUGUCCUCCUCGAACGUUCCUUCCAGCGCUUUGUAAGAUCUUCCUGGAUGAGAGCGCUCCUGACAAUGUGCUGGAGGUCACGGCCCGUGCCAUCACCUACUACCUAGAUGUGUCAGCUGAGUGCACCCGCAGGAUUGUUGGUGUCGACGGAGCCAUCAAGGCUUUGUGCAACCGGCUGGUGGUGGUAGAACUCAACAACAGAACCAGCCGAGAUCUUGCAGAGCAGUGUGUCAAGGUGCUGGAGCUGAUCUGUACCAGGGAGUCUGGUGCCGUGUUUGAGGCUGGCGGUCUGAACUGUGUACUGACUUUCAUCAGAGACAGUGGUCAUCUGGUCCAUAAAGACACACUGCAUUCAGCCAUGGCUGUCGUGUCCCGACUCUGCAGCAAAAUGGAACCACAGGACUCAUCUCUGGAGACCUGCGUUGAGUCCCUGUCCAGCCUCCUCAAACAUGAAGACCACCAGGUAUCAGAUGGAGCUCUCCGUUGCUUUGCCUCAUUGGCUGACCGGUUUACUCGUCGUGGGGUAGAUCCUGCCCCUUUAGCCAAGCAUGGCCUGACGGAAGAGCUGCUGUCUCGUAUGGCUGCAGCCGGUGGCACUGCAACAGGGCUCGCAUCUUCUUGUAAGCCGGGCCGAACUUCAACAGGUGCUACUCCCUCAACCCCAGACUCCAAGCUGAGUAACCAGGUGUCAACCAUCGUUAGCCUGCUGUCCACACUCUGCAGAGGGUCACCACUUGUCACACACGACCUCUUGCGUUCGGCCCUGCCGGACUCUAUGGAGUCUGCUUUGGGAGGAGACGAGCGCUGUGUGCUGGACACCAUGCGGCUGGUAGACCUGCUGCUUGUGCUGCUGUUUGAGGGACGUAAGGCGCUUCCCAAAUCCACGGCAGGGUCAACCGGUCGGAUUCCCGGCCUGAGACGCCUCGACAGUUCAGGGGAGAGAUCACACCGGCAGCUCAUCGACUGUAUCCGCAGCAAAGACACGGAUGCUCUGAUCGACGCCAUUGACACUGGAGCUUUCGAGGUGAACUUCAUGGAUGACGUUGGACAAACGCUGCUCAACUGGGCUUCGGCUUUUGGCACACAAGAAAUGGUGGAGUUCCUUUGUGAGAGGGGUGCAGAUGUCAACAGAGGUCAGAGGUCAUCCUCGCUCCACUAUGCUGCCUGUUUCGGACGUCCACAAGUAGCCAAGACUUUACUGCGUCAUGGAGCAAACCCUGACCUGAGGGAUGAGGACGGAAAGACGCCUCUGGACAAGGCCAGGGAGAGAGGACACAGUGAGGUGGUGGCCAUACUUCAGUCCCCCGGAGACUGGAUGUGUCCCGUGAACAAGAGCGAUGACAAGAAAAGGAAGGAUGUGAACAAGGAGGAGGAGGAGGGCAGCGAACCCAGAGGAGACCCGGAAAUGGCUCCCAUCUACCUGAAGAGACUUCUGCCUGUUUUUGCACAAACCUUUCAGCAUACCAUGUUGCCUUCCAUUAGGAAAGCCAGUCUAGCUCUGAUUAGGAAGAUGGUUCAUUACAGUAGUGAAGUCCUCCUGAAGGAAGUCUGUGACAGUGAGACGGGGCACAACCUGCCCACUGUGCUGGUGGAGAUCACUGCUACUGUCUUGGACCACGAGGAUGACGACGACGGUCACCUCCUGGCCUUGCAGAUCAUCAGAGAUCUUGUGGAUAAAGGUGGAGAUGUUUUCUUGGACCAGUUGGCUAGACUGGGAGUCAUCAACAAGGUGUCCACUUUGGCUGGACCUGCCUCUGACGAUGAGAACGAAGAUGAAGCAAAGCCUGAGAAGGAGGAGGAGGUGCAGGAGGAUGCUCGGGAAAUCCAGCAGGGCAAGCCAUACCAUUGGAGGGACUGGUCCAUCAUCAGGGGGCGAGACUGUCUGUACAUCUGGUCAGAUGCUGCAGCACUGGAGCUGUCCAAUGGAUCCAAUGGCUGGUUCAGGUUCAUCCUGGAUGGGAAGCUGGCCACCAUGUACUCUAGUGGCAGUCCAGAGGGUGGCUCCGACAGCUCUGAGUCUCGCAGUGAGUUCCUGGAGAAGCUGCAGAGGGCAAGGAGUCAGGUCAAACCAGUGACGUCCAGCCAGCCCAUCCUUUCCAGCACUGGUCCAACCAAGCUGACUGUGGGGAACUGGUCUCUGACAUGUCUGAAGGAGGGAGAGAUUGCUAUCCACAAUUCUGAUGGCCAGCAGGCCACCAUCUUGAAGGAGGACCUGCUGGGCUUCGUCUUUGAGUCCAAUCGAGGAACCAAGCACUCGUUCACUGCCGAGACCUCGCUGGGCUCGGAGUUUGUGACAGGCUGGACGGGGAAACGAGGCAGGAAGCUGAAGUCCAAGCUGGAAAAGACAAAGCAGAAGGUGAAGAGUAUGGCGAGAGAGCUGUAUGAUGACCAUUUCAAAGCAGUGGAGAGCAUGCCCCGAGGAGUGGUGGUCACCUUGAGGAACAUCUCCACCCAGCUGGAAUCAGCCUGGGAGCUGCACACCAACAGACAGUGCUUUGAAGGCGAGAACACCUGGAGGGACCUGAUGAAAACCGCUCUGGAGAACCUGAUUGUAGUCCUGAAGGAUGAAAACACUAUUUCUCCAUACGAGAUGUGCAGCAGUGGUCUGGUCCAGGCUCUUUUCACCGUCCUCAACAAUAAUGUGGAACCGGACCUGAAACAUGAUUGUAAACCUUUAAUGGAGAGGAUCAAUGUAUUUAAGGCAGCUUUUAGCGAGAAUGAAGAUGAUGAAAGCCGACCUGCUGUUGCCUUAAUCCGUAAACUGAUCGCGGUUCUGGAGUCAAUCGAGCGUCUACCUCUACACCUCUAUGACACUCCAGGAUCCUCUUACAACUUGCAGAUUUUGACCAGGAGGUUGCGGUUCCGCCUGGAGAGGGCACCAGGUGAAACGGCACUGAUUGACCGCACGGGCCGCAUGUUGAAGAUGGAACCGCUGGCAACUGUGGAGUCUCUAGAGCAAUAUUUGCUGAAAAUGGUUGCGAAGCAGUGGUAUGACUUUGAACGCUCAUCCUUUGUGUUUGUGAGAAAGCUGAGGGAAGGUCAAACCUUCACUUUCAGACACCAGCAUAACUUUGAUGAGAAUGGGAUCAUCUACUGGGUCGGAACCAACGCCAAGACAGCCUAUGAAUGGGUGAAUCCUGCUGCAUAUGGUCUGGUGGUGGUGACAUCCUCAGAGGGUCGUAACCUCCCUUACGGGCGGUUAGAGGACAUCCUGAGUCGGGAUAGCUCUGCCCUCAAUUGCCACACUAACGACGAUAAGAAUGCCUGGUUCGCCGUCGACCUCGGGCUUUGGGUUAUUCCUUCAGCUUACACUCUGAGACAUGCCAGGGGUUACGGCCGCUCUGCUUUGAGGAACUGGGUGUUUCAAGUAUCAAAGGACGGUCAGAACUGGACCACUCUGUACACCCACGUCGAUGACUGCAGCCUCAAUGAACCUGGCUCAACAGCUACAUGGCCUCUUGACCCAUCCAAAGAGGAGAAGCAGGGCUGGAGGCACAUCAGGAUCAAACAGAUGGGGAAGAAUGCCAGCGGUCAGACGCACUACCUGUCUCUGUCGGGCCUGGAACUGUAUGGCGCCGUGACCGCCGUCUGUGAGGAUCAGCUGGGUAAAGCUGUGAAGGAGGCGGAGGCGAACCUUCGCCGUCAGCGUCGCCUCUUUCGUUCUCAGGUGAUGAAGUACAUCGUCCCGGGAGCUCGCGUUGUCCGUGGUAUUGACUGGAAGUGGCGUGACCAGGACGGAAACCCGGCUGGCGAGGGCACUGUCACUGGAGAGGCUCACAACGGGUGGAUUGAUGUAACCUGGGAUGCUGGCGGCUCUAACUCUUACCGUAUGGGCGCUGAAGGAAAGUUUGACCUCAAGCUUGCUCCAGGGUACGACCCUGAGUCGGCUGCCACAGCGCCAUCACCCAAACCUGUCUCAUCCACUGUUUCAGGCCCCGCCUCCUCCACGGUGGGACCCCCUGCGAUCCCGGCAGCUGGCGGCAGUAGCAGCAUCACCACCACUUCCUCGUCAUCAUCCUCAUCCUCCCAGCAGCAGUCAUGGAGCAGCCUGAUGAAAAAUAACUGUCCAGACAAGGGCGGGUCAACGUCGCUGGGUGGGACCAGUUCCUGCAGCAGGAAGGGCAGCAGUAGCUCCGUUUGCAGUGUUGCAUCCUCCUCGGACAUCAGCUUGAGCUCCUCUGCUGGCCUCCCAGGGGGAGGUGCUGGGGGUCUGCGACUGGAGAGGAGGGCUGAUGGGCUCCUCUUCGACCACAGUUCUGGGGUAGGACUUUCUGGGGGUGGAGCUGGCUCUGAAGGACAGCAGCAGGAACCAAUUGUUGUUCUGUCCUCGGUAGCAGAGGGCGGUUCCGGCUCUGCUUCCAGCUCUAGCACACUGACUGCAGACACGCCUGCCCUUGGCGAUGAAGCAAGAAAUAAGGACUCUUCUGCAACAGCAGACCCAGCAACGGCGAUCUCCAUUGGUUUGGUGAGCGUCAGUUCUCCAGACGUCAGUUCUGUGUCCGAGUCCUCCAGCAAAGACACGCCUUCUCAGCGACCUCUGUGCUCGGCAGCAAACACCAGACUGUCUGUUAGCUCCUUGCUGGCUGCUGGCGCGCCCAUGAGCUCCAGUGCCAGCGUUCCUAACCUAUCGUCUCGAGAGGCGAGCCUCAUGGAGUCCUUUGUUCGCCGUGCGCCCAACAUGUCGCGUACCAACGCCACCAACAACAUGAACCUAAGCCGCAGCAGCAGCGACAACAACACCAACACAUUGGGCCGGAACGUCAUGAGCAAUGCCACUUCUCCUCUCAUGGGCGCUCAGAGCUUUCCUAAUCUCACCACCACUGGCACCACCUCCACCGUUACCAUGUCAACCUCCAUAGUGACCAGCAGCAAUAAUGUAGCCACAGCCACCACGGGACUGUCAGUGGGCCAGUUGCUAAGCAACACCCUGACAACCAGCCUGACAUCCACAUCCAGUGAGAGUGACACAGGGCAGGAGGCGGAGUUUUCUCUCUAUGACUUCUUGGACAGCUGCCGCGCCAACACGCUAUUGGCCGAGCUGGAGGAUGAGGAGGAUCUUCCAGAGCCAGACGAUGAUGACGACGAGAACGAAGACGACAAUCAGGAGGACCAGGAGUACGAGGAGGUCCUGGAGGAAGAGGAGUAUGAGACCAAAGGAGGCCGCAGGAGGACGUGGGAUGAUGACUUUGUCCUUAAGAGGCAGUUUUCUGCUUUAGUCCCUGCCUUUGAUCCCCGCCCCGGAAGAACCAAUGUCCAGCAGACCACUGACUUGGAGAUCCCAGCACCUGGAACACCACAUUCAGAGGUUCAGGAGGAGGUGGAGUGCGCGCCGUCACCUCACCUCGCUCUCACACUGAAGGUGGCAGGACUUGGAACAACCCGUGAGGUAGAACUUCCUCUGUCCAACUACAAGUCCACCAUUUUUUUGUACGUCCAGCGGCUGCUGCAGCUUUCCUGCAAUGGCGCCGUCAAGACAGACAAACUGCGACGCAUCUGGGAGCCCACAUACACGAUCAUGUACAGAGAGCUGAAGGACUCUGACAAAGAGAAGGAGAGCGGAAAAAUGGAUUUCUGUGAGCACGGUAUCGGCGGUGGCGUUCGUCCUGGUGGGCUGAGCCCAGGCUCAUUGUCAGCCAGUCAGAGCAGCGAUAUUUUAGGCGGGGCCAGAGAGGCAGCGCAGGCCAAAGCUGGUUGUAGCCAGAACGCCUGCGGCGUGGAGGACGUCCUGCAGCUGCUGCGCAUCCUGUACAUCAUUGGAAGAGACUCCGCCUCCAAUGCGCGCACAUUGCAGGAAGAUUCAGAUGAGCUGCAGUUCAACGCAUCUCCAGAGGAGUUCACGAGUAAAAAGAUCACCACAAAGAUCCUGCAGCAGAUCGAGGAGCCUCUGGCUCUGGCCAGCGCAGCGCUGCCCGACUGGUGUGAACAGCUCACGUCAAAGUGUCCUUUCCUCAUCCCCUUUGAGACCCGACAGCUGUACUUUACCUGCACCGCAUUCGGAGCGUCCAGAGCCAUCGUGUGGCUCCAGAACCGUCGUGAGGCCACGAUGGAGCGCACGCGCCCUUCCAACACAGUGAGACGCGAUGACCCCGGGGAGUUCCGGGUCGGGCGGCUCAAACACGAACGCGUCAAAGUCCCCCGUGGAGACACCAUGAUGGAGUGGGCGGAGACUGUCAUGCAGCUCCAUGCUGACAGGAAGUCUGUGCUGGAGGUGGAGUUUCAGGGCGAGGAGGGAACCGGCCUCGGCCCGACGCUGGAGUUUUAUGCUCUGGUGGCAGCAGAGUUUCAAAGAACCUCGCUGGGAAUCUGGCUGUGUGACGACGACUUUCCAGACGAUGAAUCGCGACAGGUGGACCUCGGUGGCGGUCUGAAGCCUCCGGGUUUCUAUGUGCAGCGGUCGUGUGGGCUGUUCCCAGCACCGUUCCCUCAGGACAGCGAGGAGCUGGAACGCAUCACAAAGCUCUUCCACUUCCUGGGUGUCUUUCUGGCAAAAUGCAUCCAGGACAAUCGCCUGGUGGACCUCCCUGUCUCUCAGCCAUUCUUCAAGCUGCUCUGCAUGGGAGACAUCAAGUCCAACAUGAGCAAGCUGCUCUACCAGUCGCGUGCUUCACCACACGGUCACGACCAUGAGCGCACGCACCUGCAGCACUUCCUGCUGCUGUCCGAAGUACAGUCAGAGGCUUCGACUGAGGAGAGCCAGGAGACAUACUCUGUGGGCAGCUUUGACGAGGACUCAAAGUCCGAGUUCAUCAUGGAUCCACCCAAACCCAAACCGCCUGCCUGGUACCACGGCAUCCUCACGUGGGACGACUUCCAGCUCGUCAACCCGCACAGGGCGAGCUUUCUGAAGGAGAUCAAGGAGCUGGGGGUGAAGAGGAGGCAGAUUCUGGCCAGUAAGAGCCUGUCUGAGGACGAGAAAAACACAAGGCUUCAGGACUUGAUACUCAGGAACCCCAUGGUCUCUGGACCCCCCCUCAGCAUAGAGGACCUCGGGUUGAACUUCCAAUUCUCUCCAUCCUCAAAGAUUCACGGUUUCUCCGCCGUGGAUCUCAAACCAAACGGGGACGACGAGAUGGUUAUGAUGGAGAAUGCUGAGGAGUACGUGGAGCUAAUGUUUGACUUCUGUAUGCACACCGGCAUCCAGAAACAGAUGGAGGCCUUCAGAGAGGGCUUUAACAGAGUGUUUCCGAUGGACAAGUUGAGCUCUUUCAGCCACAAAGAGGUGCAGAUGAUCCUCUGUGGCAACCAAUCACCGUCCUGGACUGCUGAUGACAUCAUCAACUACACAGAACCCAAACUGGGCUACACCAGAGACAGUCCGGGCUUCUUGCGGUUCGUCAGAGUUUUGUGUGGGAUGUCUUCAGAUGAGAGAAAAGCUUUCCUGCAGUUCACCACUGGCUGCUCCACGCUGCCCCCUGGUGGCCUCGCCAACCUGCACCCUCGCCUCACUGUUGUCAGAAAGGUGGACGCGACGGACACGAGCUACCCGUCAGUAAACACGUGCGUUCACUACCUGAAGCUUCCUGAAUAUUCCUCAGAGGACAUCAUGCGAGAGCGCCUCCUGGCUGCCACCAUGGAGAAAGGCUUCCACUUGAACUGACCGCCAUCACUGAGCAUGCGCCGUCAUCUCUCCGUCUCACCGUCUGCCCAUCUGAAGCGUGAUUGACAGAGCAGCCAACCAAGCAGACUGAUGAUGGGGAGAAUGAGGAUCCCCCCCCGACCUUCAUCUCCUUUGUGGUUGUUGUGGGCGGGCUGCUAUGCGUUCUGACUGUUCUUUAGUGCCUGCUUUGACUCGUAGCUUGUUUUCAGUUCCUCCUCAGCAAACAAUGCUUUCCUUUCCAUCUUUUUAUUGCUUUUCAUUUGUGUGUUUUUCUGACCAGCUGUAAGGGGUCAAAGGUCAGCGUGUGUUUGAAGCUGUAGAGACAAAAACACUGGUCGUGUGCGAGGCACAUUUAAGGAGAAAUGGAAGAAGCUCUGCUCUUUUAUUUUCUUUGUACAUUAUAAACAUUUAUUUAACUCGAGUUGCAGUUUGAGAUAUAUUGAUAUUUUGAAAUGUGUAUGCUCCAAAAAACAAAACAAAAAAAUUAAAAC
This is a messenger RNA of Thalassophryne amazonica, 8605 nucleotides long. RefSeq names its product HECT domain containing 1 (gene hectd1). Gene Ontology annotation, biological process: protein K63-linked ubiquitination; proteasome-mediated ubiquitin-dependent protein catabolic process; anatomical structure development. The transcript has 44 exons. Gene Ontology annotation, cellular component: nuclear speck. The record is from RefSeq and is a predicted model, not a curated record. Bases 378 to 8114 code for a protein of 2578 amino acids. NCBI's taxonomy places the organism in Eukaryota, Metazoa, Chordata, Actinopteri, Batrachoidiformes, Batrachoididae. Gene Ontology annotation, molecular function: metal ion binding; ubiquitin protein ligase activity; protein binding.